Belonocnema kinseyi is the source of this 688-nucleotide messenger RNA. RefSeq lists its product as uncharacterized. Lineage: Eukaryota; Metazoa; Arthropoda; Insecta; Hymenoptera; Cynipidae. The record is from RefSeq and is a predicted model, not a curated record. Bases 26 to 688 code for a protein of 220 amino acids. The transcript has 2 exons.
AAUUUUUAAUUUUUUUAUUAUAAAAAUGAAAAAAAUACCUUUUUCAAGUUUUUUGAUACUUUUUGGAUGUUUUUUACCUGAAAUUGUGUCGUCAUUUGAGGAAAUUAAUGAAUCAUCAGUUCCCCAUAAUCGCCAAAAGCGAAUGAACACAGCCCCUCCAGUACUGGGUCCAUCACAUCCAUGGGCACCUGAAAUCCCCGGAUUUCCUCAAUCCUUAUACGAUUUUAACUUUGACCUUCCUGACUUAGUCCAUAUUACAAGACAUGGUCAGAUGCUUGGGAUUGGCAUUGCAGUUCAUCCUUUUCUGGUCGUAGCGCGCGCUAGUUUUUUUGAACACAUGAAUGACAACAAUAUUGCAGAAUUUGUUGUUCGGUCGCAAGGAAUACAUGAUGGAUUUACUGUUGAGCACAAUAUACGAUUUGCUGACGUGAACGAGAUAUGCGAUACUACCCUGAUUGAAGUACGAGAACCUAUCCUGUUAGAAAGACCCGAACGUGAAUCUUUUUAUCUCGAACAAACUGGAUUAACAAUGCGAGGUAUUUAUUGGGCUGAGCAUGAGGCCACUAAGAUAAGACAAAGAAGGAUAGGCCAUUAUUCACGCCAUCCUGACCCACUACAGCCAAACGCAUUCCAGCGUGAGCACAUGAUUCGUCGGUAUCGCCCAAGACGAAGGCUUGAUAGUCCGUGA